Molecule: messenger RNA, 1113 nt
Organism: Ananas comosus (pineapple)
Lineage: Eukaryota; Viridiplantae; Streptophyta; Magnoliopsida; Poales; Bromeliaceae
Product: probable CCR4-associated factor 1 homolog 11
Exons: 1
Coding region: 1-1113 (370 amino acids)
Cellular component (GO): CCR4-NOT core complex; P-body; CCR4-NOT complex
Molecular function (GO): poly(A)-specific ribonuclease activity; nucleic acid binding
Source: RefSeq, a predicted model, not a curated record
AUGUUUCUUCGUGAGAGAGAAGAUACUAAGGCUAGGAAGAAGAUGAUGAAGAAUUCUUUGAACGUGCAUGUUCGGUCGGUUUGGGCAGGGAAUAUCGACUAUGAGUUCUCCCUCAUCCGCUCUCUUGUUAAGCAGUACCCUUUCGUCGCGAUCGAUACGGAGUUUCCUGGUGUCGUCUUCAAGUCCAAGACCAACCCCUGGUGUCUCUCGUCGGAGAAGAGGUACGCUCUACUGAAGAUGAACGUCGACAACCUUUGCCUCAUCCAGGUGGGUCUCACCCUCUCCGACGCCGACGGCCGACUUCCUGACCUGGGCACGAACGGUGCCGCGCACUUCAUCUGGGAGUUCAACUUCCGAAACUUCGACCUACGAUGCCACGCUCACAAUGCCGACUCCAUAAAGAUGCUACAAGAUCAAGGAGUAAACUUUGCGGCGCUCCGCACCCACGGUGUCGACUUCCGCCACUUCAGAAGGCUAAUCCUGUCGUCAGGCCUCCUCUACAACCCGAACGUGACGUGGAUAACUUUUCAUGGCUCUUCCGACUUCGCGUACGUUAUGAAAACUCUCACCGGCAUCGACCUACCAAUGCAGAUGAAAGACUUCCUCUUAGUGCUCAAGCACUUCUUCGGACCGCGCGCUUACGAUAUGAAGCAUAUGAUAAAAUUCUGCGACGGACUUUACGGAGGGCUCGAGAGCGUGGCUACGCAAUUGCGGGUGGAGCGGAUGGUUGGGAGGAGGCACCAGGCCGGAUCGGAUUCGCUACUGAUGCUGCAGAUCUUUAUGAGAAUGAAACAGGUCUGUUUCGCUGCGGACGACACGCGCAUGGAGAAGCAUAUGGGUGUGAUUUACGAUUUGGAGUUGGAAGAUCCUACAGUGCGUCCUGCUGCUGCAGCACUAGUACAAGGCCCGCUGGAAGUAGUUUUUUGCGGGGUCAACCCGCUAGAAGUAGUUUUUUGCGGGGCAGCGAAUCUGACCGCUGCAGAAAAUAUUUUUGCACAACAACUCCCCGGCCAUAUGAUUCAACAACUUCCACUCCUCCCGCCGAGCCAUAUGGCUCAACAACCUUCAAUCCCGAGCUUUCCCUGGUCGUACUACUUUGGUGCUCCCUUUUAA